AUGGAUCGUCAACAACCUCUUGAACAUGAUUCUAAUGCUGCAUUUGGACCAGCUAUUCAUACAUUUGAAUCUGAACAUAGUUGUCAGUUGAGGUGCCUAACAACAUGUGCAAUGCACCACCUUCCUGAUCUUAAUAUGCCCCGAUGGGUCUGUCCAACAGAGAAUAAGGAACAAAUAUAUAAUGAAGAGGCAUAUGGACAAUAUGAAAGUUCCUAUAUAGCAACAAACACUUCUGUUUUUUCAAAUCAAACAUUAAUAUUAUUUAUUCCUUUGUUAGUUGUAGUUUUAGUUAUUUUUAUUAUUUUAAUAUUAAGAAAGUCAUCUCAAAAUUGA
This is a messenger RNA of Strongyloides ratti, 333 nucleotides long. RefSeq lists its product as hypothetical. Bases 1 to 333 code for a protein of 110 amino acids. The record is from RefSeq and is a predicted model, not a curated record. Lineage: Eukaryota; Metazoa; Nematoda; Chromadorea; Rhabditida; Strongyloididae. The transcript has 2 exons.